Molecule: messenger RNA, 1693 nt
Organism: Dendronephthya gigantea
Lineage: Eukaryota; Metazoa; Cnidaria; Anthozoa; Malacalcyonacea; Nephtheidae
Product: G-protein coupled receptor 143-like
Exons: 8
Coding region: 114-1277 (387 amino acids)
Biological process (GO): cell surface receptor signaling pathway; G protein-coupled receptor signaling pathway
Cellular component (GO): membrane
Molecular function (GO): L-tyrosine binding; dopamine binding; L-DOPA binding
Source: RefSeq, a predicted model, not a curated record
GCUUCCAUAAAUACUUGUAGCCGAUUAUACAGUAUACAACUUGAUACAAAAUGUCACUAAAAACUUAAAAAAUAGUAUAUUUCUUUAUACGUGUUUCUAAACAUAUUUAAUGAAUGGCGUUUCUUCGCGAUAGAUCUAUAUUUUGUAUUCCGGAGUCAAUACUUGAAUAUGAGGAACGAUAUAUAGUAGGUGGAAUAUGUAUUUUAACAGCAAGUGUUGGCUUCACUGGCGCCGCACUUCAACUCAGAUCUUUGUGGCAAUUAAUAAGGAACAGACAAAGAAGACAACCGUCUCCAAAUAAAGACAUUAUAUUUUAUCUAGCACUUUCUGAUCUAAUAGCUUGCGCAGGCGUAUUUGCCUUAGCCAUCUGUUUAAUGAUUUUUCAAGUACCUGAAACUGAGGGACAAAGUCAUCAUAGUGAGAUCACUUCUACACAUUACGAACCAAAAGAUUUUAAAUUGUAUAUACCAGUUGGUACAACAACCGAGGUUAUAGCGUUAUUUGGUUACCUCGCUUCUUAUAUUUGGACAUUCUCCUAUGCACUGGAUAUGUGCUUUCAAAUGUAUCGAAUAGAAUGCCGGAUGCGUGUGUACCACAUACUUGCUUGGGCUAUUCCACUCGAACUUGUAACUAUUAUUGAAGUUAUGAAUUUUGUUUUAUUUCCCGAUACCUGUAUGAGGGGUGAGGCGCGUUUAUCCCGGGUAUUAUUAUCCUACGCGCCUGUGAUGGUUAUCAUGCUGGCUAACCCAAUUCUCUUUAUUAUUACUUAUUAUAAAGUUAAACAACGAUUAAGAUCAUCUGGGAGUUAUACUUCUAUGGACCGUGCAGCUCUGAUUAGAUGCAGAAGAAAGUUUUUAUGGAUGGUUGUUGGUUUUACAGUAUGUUGGCUUCCAAAUAUCAUCUCACUAACGUAUUUUAUCUGGACGUUUGAUAAAAAACAGGAAGAUAAAAAAUCAAAGUUAGAUAAAUUUUGGUAUGUCGAGGCGUUCGUAAAUCCACUUCAAGGAGUAUUCAACUAUUUCCUCUAUCGACGAGCAUUUCGAGUGACAGCAACAGACACUCGACCUGAACCUAAUGCGUUACCACGUGUUCCACGAACUCCUUCCUUAGAAAGUUACCGACGCAAGAAUAUUCCUGCUCAAGUUUCUACCAAUCAGACUUUACAAAGAAUUUCUUCAUCACCGUCAAGUCACGAUGAAGAAGCGCCGCUUAUCACACCGAGAAACGAAGCACCCGCUCCUCGAUACGUAUAUAUCAGUAGGCUGCUAGGAGAAUGAAUACCGGACAUUGUUCACUCUCGGAACCGAAAUGACAAAACACCAUAUUUUAUUGUAUUUCAUGUAAAUUCGUUUAUGAUAGUCGACAGCGUCAUUGAUGGUCGGUAACAUCAUUUAACUCGUUAGCAGAUUAACAAAUCCUUAUGGAACUUGAAGGUAGCAUGUAGAUAAAGUCAUGCAUUACAACGUGCACGCUAAAAAAGCCAAUGGUGUGUCGCUUGUUGGAGCUGCAAAAAAAAGCUACCUAUAUGGCUAAAUAAAAAUCUAGAAUAUAAAUAUAUUACGAUGCUACCGACCUUUUACGGUUUCUAAAUGCGUGUCGACGACCCCUUUCCUUACUUGUAUCUAUGUUUCUUGUUCUAUCAACAAUGUAUGAAUAUUUAUUCUGAAUAUCAAUUGGUGAUUCCUUGUGCUGA